AGUUGAGUGUGGGACGUCUACCAAUCUUCGUCUACUACAAUACCGUCUCUCCCCUCCUCAAGACAAUAUCCUAUAGGCUCAGUGUCGAAGGGCCUUUAUGCAUUAAAACCAAUAAUGUGAGAACCCGAUGCAGACCUCGUGUCAUGGACGUUUAAUUGUAACAACCGUUUCAUUUUAUUUGUGUCGUACAUUUUCUUAACCGGCGGUGGAAUUAUCGAUUUACACUAACCUACUGACACCUGGAUUGAGAUGCGGCAAUGUUCAGAGCAAUAUGCACACGUGUAAACUUCUGCUGGAUUUGGCUGGCUGUUCUGUUUCUGCUGAAAGUAGAGGAUGUUGGCGCGUACAGCUGUCAUGAGGUGAAGACCGCUUUCCAGGUGCGACAGAUCGGUCCGCUGAAGUGGGUACCGGAGACACCUGGAACAGAUGUGGACCUGUUGGUGUGCAAGCACCAGGGCCCGUCCUGCUGCACCCGCAAGAUGGAGGAGAGCUACCAGGUGGCGGUGAGACGAGAGACCCUCCAGAAUGUCCGCUCCUACAGCUUCGAGCUGAAGUACCUCAUCUCCGGCCACGCCACCGCCUUCCAGGCCUGCUGCCUCAGCCUGCUGCCUCAGCCUCUCCCCAGCCUGCUGCCUCAGCCUCUCCCCAGCCUGCUGCCUCAGCCUCUCCCCAGCCUGCUGCUUCAGCCUCUCCCCAGCCUGCUGCCUCAGCCUCUCCCCAGCCUGCUGCUUCAGCCUCUCCCCAGCCUGCUGCCUCAGCGGGACACCUUCCAGUACCUGCUCUCCUUCUCCCAGGGCCACCUCUCCUCCCUGCUGGAAGACACCUACUCGCCCCUCUCCCGGGAGGCCCUCCCCCAUGUCAACGCCCUGUUCUCCUCCCUCUCCCUCUACAUCCGCGGACACAACCUCUCCCUCGAAGCUGCCGUGGCCCGUUUCCACGACAACCUCUUCCCGCUCGUCUAUGGGCGCCUGGUCAACCCGGGCGUGGGCGUCCAUGGUGGCUUGACCGGCGAGCGGGGCGAGUGUCUCCGCGCCACACGGCAGGACGUCAACCCAUUCGGCCCUCACCCCGAAACGCUCGCUCAGGAAUUGGGGCGCACCCUGGGCGCCGGGCGAGCCUUAUCCCUGGCCCUCGCCGAGGGCACCGAAGUCAUGAACGCCACCGAACACGUUUCCUUCACCAAAGAGUGUUUACGUGGCUUGACCAAGAUGCAGUACUGCUCGCACUGCCGUGGGCUGACGCUGAUCAAGCCGUGCGUGGGCUACUGCCUGAACGUGAUGCGCGGGUGCUUGGCGAGCGUGGCCGAGCUGGACGGGCCCUGGCGGAGGUAUGUGGCGGCUCUGGAGGAACUGACCAAUGCUGUGGCCGGACAACACAGCCUGGAACUGGCCCUGCUUGGAGUCAGGGGGCACGUGAAUGAGGCCAUACUACACGCUCAGCUCCAUGGGCCCACGCUGACCGCUACGGUGGACAAAGUGUGUGGUCGGUCAGCCAAGGAGCCCCGCACCAGCGUCCACCCUGACCCCGCCCCAGAGGUCACGACCUCCACGGUGACAUCAUCGACCGUCCCUCCCUCCGACCCCCCCUCCAUCCCCCCACCAGAACAGCUGAUGGGACAACUUGCCCACCUGAGGAGUUCAUUCCCCCUGAAACCCUCCAAGAACGAUAAACCUAGAAGUCUGAAAAAGAUCUCUAGGGAGUUUCUGAGCUACAUCCAGCGAUAUAAGUCAUUCUUUGCAGUGCUUCCAGAGAUGCUGUGUGAGGGAGAGAUGGUGGUGGACGACUUUACCUGCUGGAGCGGAGACGACGUGGUGGAGAGUUAUACAGGCAGAGUGGUGGGGAACGGUCUCCAGGCCCAGAAGCAGAACCCCGAGGUCAAAGUUCGCAGCCCAAACCCCGAACUGGCCGAGGUGAAGAAGAGGCUGGAGCGAUUCAACCAGGAGAUUCAGGACAUGCUGCCAGGGCUGGGCCAGAGCGAGUCCUGGGGGGAGCUGGGUAGUGGCGACACAGAGGAUGGCAGCGGAGACUGUGACGAUGAAGACGGGUGUCAAGGAUCUGGAACGGGGACGGUCAGGAGCUCCCCUGAUGGUCGACCAGAGGUUUCCAGCGACAAACCCGUAGGAAGUAACCCUGGUGGUCGUGCUCCCCCGGUGGUGAGGGUGAGAGGUGCAGGGUGCCCCCUUGCCUGUCUGUUUCUACCCACGGCCCUCACCCUCCUCCUGGUCACUCUGGCUCUACAGUGGAGCAUGCUGUGAACAAAUCAUAGUGCCCCCUACUGACCUGGCCCCAUCCACACACACAGUAGAGACUACACCCCUACACCACCUCCUAUGUACCCCAACCCCAAUGCACAGACUGGACUGGGGUAGAGGAAGGAGGAGGGGUGAAGAAAUGCGAAUAGGACAGAGAGAGAGGGAGGAGGGGGUGAAGAGAAAAGUAGAGAGAUGUGUGUGUGUGGUGGGGUCAGUGUGGAUGGGGACGGACAGGGACUGUGUUGUCCCCAUAGAGACGUGAGUGUGUGUGUACGAGCUCCUCACAGGCAGAUUGUUACAGUACUCAGCCUGCUGCUUCCUGUGUGUAUGCUGUGGACUAGGCUCCUCCACAGCUCUCCUGCUCUCUGCUUUAACAAUGCACUCACAUUCUCUGCCACUGGGACGGACUACCACGCAGUGGGACGGACUACCACGCAGUGGGACGGACUACCACGCAGUGGGACGGACUACCACGCGGGACUUCUGGGCCUCAAUAUGCAAAACUCGCUCACAUACUCACGUGCACGCUUUCACACACACACACACACCUACACUAACACAUAUGCAGGCAAGCAUGCAUACACUCACGCGCGCACACACUUUUCACUCUGCUGCUGGUUUUUCUGUGUUGUCAGCUACAGUACUUACCUCUGUGGAUACUUUUCAUCUUUAGCCAAUCUUCUCCUGGGUUUCAACGCCAUUGGGCAGAGUUCACUUCAUUUUAAAACCCUCAACUGUUUAUAUGCUCUAAAGGAUUAAUACAUAUAAGAAAUGCAUGCUGGAUUAAUAAUACAAUCACUUUCCACCAGGCCAGCGUAGCCGAUUGGACCCACUCUAAUUGAUUAAUCGUAAUCCACAUCAUCAUUUUGUAUUGCCUGUUGCUGCAGGGUUAUUUUCCUUCUGUAGCAAACUGGCUCAAAUGAAGAUCCUACGUCUGUAUGCAACAGUAGAAUGUAUCGAUCUCAUUGGUAGAGAAGGACAGACACGCACACGUUCGUCAGACGCGGCAUGUGUGUGUGGGUGGCAUGUACUGUGUAUAGACUGAUUGAUUUGUUUGAGUAUAUUUAGAUAUCGUUCUAUUGAACUCUCCCAACAGCAGCCCUUUAUUGAUAGAGUUGAAUGGAUGAAACGUGUCUGAAUAGAUUCUAUUUUGUUUCUAUUUUGUUUCCUGAAUAGCUUUGAAUGAACUGUGCUUUUCCCCGUAUUAAAUGAAACGCAAUGCAAUAGUAUCAGAGAUAUAUUUUGUAUCACGACUAUACCAAGAAUGUACACGUGUCUUUUCAUACACCAACAUGCUAUAUGAAGUGUUGGCAACUUUCUUUCACCAGAAACCAUCGGUCAAAGCCUGUUUGUACAUUGUUGAUUUACUAUUGUUCGUCGUUCCUCCAUUUUUUGUUGUUGUCUGUGUUUCGCUCUUUGAAUUGCACAUAUGUAUGUCUACCCUUCAUAUAGUUAUCAUUGUUUUGUUACGUUAGUAACUUGACACCGUGUACUGUAUUACAUUGAAAACAGUCUGUUACCUCUACGAAAAAACAACAACAUUGUUUAUGUUUUUAACAGCCUGAUACUUAAUUUCAUGCUACUCUGCAUCUCUCUCUUUAUCUCCCUCUCUCUUUAUCUCCCUCUCUCUUUAUCUCCCUCUCUCGCUCGUUCUCACUCAUCUGUCUCUCUUUUCCAUAACCCAUUCAAUUACUUUACUUCUGUUUGGACAAUGUGAUCAAAAGAUGUAACCAGCUUAUUCUACAGUUCCCAUAUUAACCCAUAUUUAGGAUAAUAACCGUUGAACAAUACAUUAUAUCACUAAUGCAGAAACAUACACAAUGCAGUUACAUACAUGGCAGGGCAUUUCUAUCGCUUCAUCAAAAUAUUCAAUCAAACUUGUUGUUUGAUUUAAUAUUUUGAUUGAAGUCUGUUGUAUUUUUAUUUUAUUUUUUAUAAGGGAAUGUUUCUUUGGUUGGUACCGUAGAGGUUUGUACACUUGAAGUGAUAAGAACCAGGAGAAUGAAUGUCUCAAAAAACACAGAUGUUUAUACUGUUUAGGCCAGUCGGUUUUUGCUGACCACGGGAUCUGACGAGUGAAAACUAUGCUACAUUCAGCCUACACCUGGUUCAUGUUCAAUAGGGCACGCAAAGGAAAGUGAAAAUGAGACGUUAUCAUGACCUCUUUUUUAAGUUUUUCUUCUUGCUGCCUAAUGAACACAACCCUCGCCUCCUCUUUCUGCUGACAAGGGCGUGACCUAUAUUGGGCGAAAAGUACUUGCUGUGUCUCCAAAGUUGGAGUUGUGCAUUGCUUCCCGCAGUUUCUGUAUCGAACUGAGUUGGCCUAAUGCAAAGUUGGCCGUCAGACAUUUUGUUUUCAGGCCACAUUCAGAGCUGUACUGUCUACACAUCACAUGGUCACUGUCCUCUCUGCUGCAUUUCUCAUCUACCAUUUCCUUAACUCGCAUCCAAUGCAUUCAGAUCACUUACUAUAGCAUGUGUAUAAAUGUAUAUAUUUUAAGUCCCUCUCAAUUUGUGGUUUCAUUUCCUUUCUUUUAUAUUGGAAACAUCACAGUGUAAGAAAUGUGGUGUAGUAUGGUAUAUCACAUUUAUUCUACUAUAAUGCUGUGCUGAAGAUUUUCCCCAUCAGCAAGUUUACUAUCGUAAUGGCCAUUGAGUGUGAAUGCAGUGGACAUUUGCCUGACAACUGAUAUGGGCUCUUUCUCAAUUAAUCUUUCUCCUAUUCCUUGUAUCCUCUCUCCACGCCUCAUUCUCAAACCGCUUUGGAGAAGAAAGCGAGCGGAGGGACCUUGGACCUUCUCCAAUAGGGUUGAGAAGGUGGUGAGGAAUCCCGGAAAGACUAGUUAAGAUAGAGCCAUUGUUUUCAUCCUAUAUGACUUAUUGCUUAUUAAAGGGCUCCCACUGU
Messenger RNA from Salvelinus namaycush (lake trout), 5157 nucleotides. RefSeq names its product glypican-3-like. The transcript is spliced from 10 exons. The record is from RefSeq and is a predicted model, not a curated record. Gene Ontology annotation, biological process: cell migration; regulation of protein localization to membrane; positive regulation of canonical Wnt signaling pathway. The coding region runs from base 258 to 2255 and encodes 665 amino acids. NCBI's taxonomy places the organism in Eukaryota, Metazoa, Chordata, Actinopteri, Salmoniformes, Salmonidae. Gene Ontology annotation, cellular component: plasma membrane; cell surface; extracellular region.